UUGUGACCGCGGAAGUGAGUCAGUGUUGUCUGUGUGUAGCAGGGUGGCUGGAGUGGAGCUCAACGGAAUAAACAUGCGUUAAUUAUUAUAUAUUCUCAUAAUAACAUUACAAAAACAUCGUAAAGGCGUUUUAAUAUGGAGGCGCAAGAUGGUGCGCGUGUCCGAAAUGAAGAUGUGCCUCCUCAGAACCAGGAUCUGAGUUUUCUGCUGCCAUCUGUUACAGCUUUCCUGUCUGAGUAUGGCUGGUAUGUGGUGUUCGUAUGUGUGGGAGUGUAUCUGCUCAUCCAGCAUCUUCGCAAGAACAGAUCUACAGACAGUCGGAGCUCGCCCGUCUCCACGACCAACCAAGAUCCUGAAUCUGUGGUGAGGCGUCAGGCGGCUCUGGAGGCGUCGCGUAGGAGAAUGCAAGAGGAGCAGGACGCCCGAGCGGCAGAAUUCAGAGAGAGGCAACAGAGGCUCGAGGAGGAAAAGAGAAGACAGAAAAUUGAGAUGUGGGACAGCAUGAAGGAAGGAAAGAGUUACAAAGGGAAGUUACAAGUUGCAGAUAACACAGAAGAGGCCACUUCCUCCAGCUCACUGAGACCAAAGACAGACAAAAAGCCCCUUCGCAACAGUGGAUACAGUCCUCUGUCUGGAGACGGAGGAGGAACAUGCUCCUGGAGACCCGGCAGGAGAGGCCCGUCCGCGGGCGGAUGAGGUUAAAGGACGGUCAGACUGACCUCUGACCCUUUAACCCCCAUAGGAACACAUAAAUAUUAUCUGAAUGAAGCUGUCAGCACUCGUCACAGGACAAUAGCAAAUACUGUUAUAUUUAAGAGUUUUCAUGCACAUUUUCAUUUUUUUUCUAGUUCUUUUAGGUUGUUUGGUCCUUUUUGGAGCUGCAUUUGCUUUCAUAAUAACAUUGGUGAGUCAGUAAAGAUAAAAAAUGGUCCAUUUUGUUUGUUCUUUUAACUUAUGUGAACACUUGUUUUUAAACAAGUGUUUUUCUUUACUUGCACAUUAUGAUUAAGAUGUGACUGACAGCUUCUAAUGAUGCCUCCUCAUCAAAGGUAUUAAUACUCCUGGGGCAGGCUGAUGAUUUUCAGUAAUAAACGUGUUCCUGUUUUUAGCUUUUGCACUUAUGAUGGCUGUGCUAAAUAAACACCUAGAGACAGUAAAUAGAAAUGCAAAGUGCUACGUUUAUAUCAUUUUGAAGUGUUUGUAUUCUGUUGUAACAGUAGGCAUUGCUGUUUCCAUCGAUGCAGAGGUUAAUGAUGUAUAAUAGCAGCCUACUGUAUGUGGUGUGAGGUCUUUGCUGUUUUCUAAAGCAUUUCUUUAGGAAUGACGUGUCAAAGUCAUUGUAUUGUUCUCGCUUUAUAGUUUCUCUGAAUUAAAAUGCAUACUUAAUGUU
Labeo rohita (rohu) is the source of this 1390-nucleotide messenger RNA. RefSeq names its product selenoprotein S (gene selenos). Gene Ontology annotation, cellular component: Derlin-1-VIMP complex; Derlin-1 retrotranslocation complex; endoplasmic reticulum membrane. The record is from RefSeq and is a predicted model, not a curated record. The transcript has 6 exons. Bases 136 to 696 code for a protein of 186 amino acids. Gene Ontology annotation, biological process: endoplasmic reticulum unfolded protein response; retrograde protein transport, ER to cytosol. NCBI's taxonomy places the organism in Eukaryota, Metazoa, Chordata, Actinopteri, Cypriniformes, Cyprinidae.